UUAAUUUAAUAUUUUUCCAUGUAUCAACUCUAUUAGAAUUUUUUUUUUGUUUUAUAUUAUUCAAAUUCACACAUUUGUUCUAUUUCCAAAUUAUUUUGUACCGCCAUUUUGUUUUUCAUGUUGAACGCUUCCAUUUCCAUCCCAGACGAGGUGAAACGAAUGAGUUCGUUGCAAGACGUGAACGUGGUCCCCACCACUAAUUCCACAUCAUCUUCGGGGCUGGUAAGCGUCGUCGUCGUUUGUAUGACAGUUAUGGCUGUUUGCGCACUCGUCUAUUUUGCUAUCCGUUGCUAUUUUGACGAGAGGAGAUGGCGGGCCAGUGCCCUUCUCUGUAAAUGUUUGCCACCGCCAUCAACGGCCUCACUUGCCGAAUGUGGCAAUUCGUGCCGAUAUGUUGAGCGGAGGGCAGUAAACGUGGCCGUUCAAACUGGAGCGACGGAACCGGCUGUAUCUAAUCGAUGGUCGAUGUCUGAUGUUCGCUUGUCGGAGGCGAAACGCAUUUCUGGUUGCGCUUUUAGUUCGCCAUUGGCGAAUAAUAACGAAGCGAUACCUAAUUGGCGUCCACCGGCAACGGGUUCUAGUCAACGUCAAAGCAGCCAUUAUUAUCGUUUGCAAAAAUCGAGUCAGCGCCAAAAACAUCGCAAUCAUCGUCAAGUUCAACGUCAAUAUUAUCGAGAAGCUCAGCAACGCGAAGAAGAUGAUUGUCAUCAUUAUCCGCUGCGGCGUUCACGUCCCGUUUCCAUGAUGCCGUCUAUUCAAAUUCAAUCGCCAUCCAGUUCGGAAUCGUAUUCCAUUUUGGCCAUGUCGACCCACUCGAAAAGUGCAGCCAUCAACAAACAUUACACACCUGCCACGUUUUCCGGCUCGGAUGAAGAGUCUCACCAUCGCAAUCAGUACAACAAAAGCGGAUUAUCUGAAGGACAUUCUUACGGCUCGACGAAUCCGUAUCAUCCGCGCUACAAUACGCCCGUCUCUGAGCUCAACAACGAUGCCGAGUCGGUGGUUGCGACGGCCGACAUUGAACAGGCGGUUGCGGUUGUUGAACCCGAAGAAAAGGGUGUAGCUGAUGGAGAGGAAGAAGAAGCUAAACCGGAAUUGAUGAAUCAUCCUUUAAUGGAUCGGGUCGCGUUAGACGAUCGCAAAUGGUCGAAGAAAAGUACGAGUCCUCGCAGUGUGGAUGACGGCGAGUUUACAUCCGCUGAGCCGGCCACGGGUGCCCUGACGUCUGCGACGCAUGUUGGCAUGAUUCCGACCACGAUCCAGCUGGUGGACGAAGCGACUCAGAGUUGUCCGUCUUCGGUCAGUGGUUGGUACGCUGGUCAUUUGAAACGUUGCCAGACGUCGAAAACCGACAGCAGUUGCAGUCUGAACGUGGUUUCCGCUGGAUGCGUUGUGCCGCUCGAUAUCGCUCGAUCCGCUCUGCCGCUCAAGGGCACUUUUCCGUCGUUCGAAAUUCUGCCAGGAACGGGCGGCCGAUUGGUAAACAGAAGGACGCAGACGGAUAAUGCCAGUUUGGCUUCGCUGGAUUGGGAUAAUUACGAGAGUGAGCGGUUGCGGUCUGAGAUGGAUGUCGAGGUGUAUUUGGAUGAUUUUGAAGGAGGAGAUGGUUAUCAUCGGUUGACGAACGUGGACGAAGGUGUGGAAGGUAUGACCAGCUCUGCCACGCUGAUGGCGUCUCACGUGUCUGCCGAUAUGACGUUGCAAGCGUCUCGAAUCUCUCAGCGAUCGGCUUCGUCUCCUUACGUCUUGUGUUUUGAAUGCAGCGAAGAUUUUAGCGUCAACAAUGAACGACGUUCCAGUGCCGGGUUCUUUUUCCCGCGGCACACGUCCAGCUCGAGUCCAGUUAGUCGUAAUGCCAAUCGUCGACACCAGCGUCUGGUGGCGCCACCGUCGCCACCUAAUCUGCUCGUGUCGCCUCAACAGCCCAUACCGUCUGGCCGUCAUCCGCAGCCGGACGGCCAAGAUGGACGAUCGAGUAAAGCAGUCAGACCUCGCCGAAAGUGAAAGGGAAUCAUUUCUCUAUUUUUCUUUCGUUAAUUGACAUUCAAUGUAGUAUGAUCCGUAUUUUGUUUAUAUGGAGACUAUAAUUUAAAGACGUAAUGUGUAUGUGUUUAAUGUUGGAAAAGACUUUGCAAGAAAUGCGUGUACUGCCUUCGCUGACAAUGUGAUGGAUUUAACUCCGACAUCCUUAUUUACA
Daphnia carinata is the source of this 2197-nucleotide messenger RNA. RefSeq lists its product as uncharacterized. Lineage: Eukaryota; Metazoa; Arthropoda; Branchiopoda; Diplostraca; Daphniidae. The record is from RefSeq and is a predicted model, not a curated record. Bases 118 to 2004 code for a protein of 628 amino acids. The transcript has 5 exons.